AUGCAAGGAAUAAAUUCAGAUUUUUUUAUAACUGAUAAUUAUUUGUUUGUUAAAAGAAACAAACUGCUUAUAAAAUAUUCACUAUCUCAUGAAUUAAUAGAUUUUAAAUCUACAGAAUAUCAAAUUAUUAGAAUUUUUAAUGAUUUUGUGUAUUUGUAUAAUGGAUCAGAAAUUUAUAAAGCAUCUAAUUUCUACGAUACAGAUUCUUACUACAAAAUUUUUGAAGAGAAAAAUAUUAAAGAUUUUUAUAUUUUCAAUGAUAUUAUUUUUUUUAUACACGAAAAAAAUAAUUUAAUUUUUUUUAGAGAAUUUGAAAUUACAUCCUACUGUUGGUCUGAAAAAUUUUUAUUUUUUUCUAAUAAAAAUGGACUUUUUAAGAUCGAUUUAAUUACCAAUUUUAAGUCUGUUAUUACAGAUAUUCCUGUAGAUUUAAUUUAUACAGUUGGAGAUAUAUUGAUUUACACUAAAUCGAAUAAAAUUUAUAUAAAUACACCUUCAGUAAAAAGAACAGUACACAAACACGAUUUUAAAAUUACUAAUAUGAUUUUGAAUGAUAAUCUGUUGUAUAUUUAUACAGAAGAUAAUAAGUUAAGCAUACUUAAUAUUUAUAAAGAUCAUAUUAGAUAUAUAAAUGAAUAUUCUAGUACAAACAUAAAAAUGUGUGUGUAUAAUAAUUGUGUUUAUAUUCUUAAUGACGUUGAAUUGAUUAUUUAUGACAUUGAGACUGGUGAAGACAAGAUUUUCUAUAAUGUGCCUAAUAUUUGUAAAAGUAAACUUGUAUCAGAAGAGAUUGAGAAUAUACAUAGUGUUAUUGUAGAACCUGUUUAUUUUAAUAAUGAUUUAUAUGAUUCAAUAGUAAUAUAUAAAAAUAUUAUAUUUUUAUUAUCUAAUGAUGAUCUAUGUUGUGUUUAUCGAUUUGAUAAAGUUUUAUUAAUUUUUUAUACUGGUAAAAGUAUUUGCGCUGUUUUUAGAAAUAGAAUUGAAGUUUAUAGAUUUAUAAAUAAAAAGUUAAUGUUUAUUAGAAGAUUGAAAAGUACUAAACAGAAAAUUGACAAUAUUUUGGAAGAAAAUGAACUUUUUUAUUUUAUUUGUGGAAAUAAGCUUAUAAAAAAUGAUCUUAUAAACAUAAUAAUAGAUGAAAGUUAUAAAUAA
Messenger RNA from Vairimorpha ceranae, 1152 nucleotides. RefSeq lists its product as hypothetical. The coding region runs from base 1 to 1152 and encodes 383 amino acids. NCBI's taxonomy places the organism in Eukaryota, Fungi, Microsporidia, Nosematidae. The transcript has a single exon. The record is from RefSeq and is a predicted model, not a curated record.